AUGAAGCUGGACGUUGGCCCGGUGCCCAAGGCAGACAAGAGCAUUCCUGCCCCGAGCCUCGAGGAGAAAAUUUAUUUUAGCCAGAACAUUUACAAGGUGAACCCCAAGGACCUGGGUGCUAUCGUGCAGCUGCUUCAAGAGCAGUGUCCUAAAGCACUGGACAAGAGCUCACCGGAUGAGCUGGACAUCGUCGUCGACCACAUUGACAAUAAGACGUUCCGUGACCUGGAGAAGUUCGUUUUGGAGAAGGUGCCAGAGGGUAGUCGCGAGCCCAUUGCGACCCCCAAGUCGUCCAAGACGUGA
Messenger RNA from Phytophthora infestans T30-4, 303 nucleotides. RefSeq lists its product as uncharacterized. The record is from RefSeq and is a predicted model, not a curated record. Bases 1 to 303 code for a protein of 100 amino acids. NCBI's taxonomy places the organism in Eukaryota, Oomycota, Peronosporomycetes, Peronosporales, Peronosporaceae. The transcript is spliced from 2 exons.